AAGUGGCUAACAUGUAUAAAAUGUGGCAGAAUUUAUCAAGCUAUGAAUAUUCUUACCUUUAGGCGGGUUGAAUCAUGCCCAAGCAUGUUUUAAAGUUUAAUAUAAAGCCAUCAGAAGUCUAGAACAGAGCUAAAAGAAAGCUGCAUACACGAAGUAUAUUAUUGCCUCAAGGAAUCGUAGCACUAUCUGACUGCAUUAUAUAUCUCCACGGAAACAACCAGGAACUUCAAAAACUAGCUCUAUCUUUAUAAUGUCUGUUCAAGAUACAUCCAGAGGUAUCACGAUCAGCGUUACAGCUGAAACGAACGCUGGUGGUCGCAGGCACAUGGAAGACUACAUUGCAGUUAAUCUUGCUCCAAGCGAAGCGAGCUUCAAUGAUAUAGGCUACCUUCGGGAGCAAGCUUAUAUUGGAGUAUUUGAUGGCCAUGGAGGCAAGGAAGCAGCCAAAUGGGCCAGAGAGAGGCUGUGGGAAGUUAUCCAGAAACAACCCAAGUUCAAAUCAUCGGAUUUAAAGUGCGUGCAAGAGUCCGUUAGUGAAGGAUUUAUGGCCUUACACAAAGAGAUGGAACCUCUAAGAGCUAACUGGAAAAAGAACAAGAUGGGUGAUCUGAGUACUGCAGGUACAACAGCCUCUACAGUCAUCUUCCGACAAGACCACAUCAUAGUGGCCAACGUUGGUGACUCCACUGCUGUACUGGCUGAGGUGAACCCACUGGCAGGACAGGAGGGUCAACACGCUGUCAGGGCCAACACCCUCACCAUUGACCACAAACCAGAAGACCCAAAUGAGAUUGCACGAAUAGAGACACAAGGUGGGAAGGUCAUGCGCAGCAGGAAGGGAGUACCUCGCGUUGUGUGGCAGAGGGAGAGAAAGACACCUAAGGCUACUACCACAGACUCAACUGACGGCCCUGCCCCCCCGACUGCUUACGACAUAAUUCCUUUCCUAAGUGUAGCUCGAUCACUCGGGGAUUUUUGGUCCUUAAGUCCGACCACACAGGAAUUUGUCGUCUCUCCAUGCCCUGAUGUUCACAUACUCCCUCUAGUUCCAAAAGAACAGAAAUUUGUGGUGAUAGCUUCGGACGGCCUCUGGAACGUGAUGACUCCGACUGAAGUGGUCCAGUUUAUCUGGGAUUACGAACACGAUGAGCAGACCUGUCACCAGCCUAGAGACGUGGUUAAGGCUAUCAUAAACGAAGCUCUAAAACGCUGGAAACAAAAGAACUUACUCGCUGACAACAUCUCCGUCCUUAUCGCUUUCCUAUUGGAGGAAGACGUUGCUAAUACCACUGACCCUGCAUCCCUCAAGUCAACUACCGAAGCAUCUCCAAGCUCAAACACUGUCCUACCAAGAGAAGGUUUACUGGCAGCUACGAGUGAGGCCUCCACAAGCUCUCCUGUGAUUGUAGAACUACACACACGGACCAAACUAAGGCAUCGCAGAAGAGAGGGUUCAUCGAAGCAUUACAUCACGACAUUGAGCCCUUACAGUGAAGAGGAAGCGAAUCGACGGAAACGAAAACGGGUCAGAUGCGAAGAAGCUGAAGUGUUGUCACCAACCAAAAAGAAUAAGUUUGAGACUGAUUCUGGUUUUGAGGCGGACAAUCCACUCAUGGAGACUACUCUGGAAAGCCCUAUAGCCGUAGACAGCACCAAGAGCUUAUCUACUCUUGACAGCAAGAGUGAGGGUGUGGGAGAUGAGGAAGAUAGCAGCAGUGGUGUCAGCUCUGAUAACAGCGAACCUGAUGGCAUGCCCCAACAUGAUACACUGCUCUCACCAGCUACUGUUUUGGAAUGCCCCACUUGAACUCUGUUUACCAAGUGACCACCACAAGAGAAUAAUAUAUACCACAAA
Messenger RNA from Halichondria panicea, 1855 nucleotides. Its product is annotated as protein phosphatase 1D-like. Bases 251 to 1807 code for a protein of 518 amino acids. Gene Ontology annotation, molecular function: cation binding; protein serine/threonine phosphatase activity. The record is from RefSeq and is a predicted model, not a curated record. The transcript has 5 exons. Lineage: Eukaryota; Metazoa; Porifera; Demospongiae; Suberitida; Halichondriidae. Gene Ontology annotation, biological process: peptidyl-threonine dephosphorylation.